CCUAAAUAGGAAUAAUAGAAUUUAGGAGAUCAUCUCCAUUUCUCUUUUUAUUUAAAUAAAUCGCUUUCAAAGGUUCACCUCUGUGGCUCUGUGUCUCUCUUUCUCUUUCGUUUUUUAUUUUUUAUUUUUAUUUUUCUCCAGCUGCUGCUGCUGCGGCUAAACCCUAGUACUGCGGGGAGUCUUUCACUUCUAUUACCCAGUCGGUGCUUUGUAAAAGCCAUGUCUGGUUAUAAUCUAAACUUUUCACCUGCAAGAUCCGUGUCUCCACAGAUAAGGAAUGCCCUUGAUGUCGACAGUAAUCAGUACUUGUCAGAGCUGUUGGCGGAGCAUCAAAAACUUGGACCUUUCACUCAAGUUCUUCCCACAUGUACCAGGCUUUUAAAUCAAGAAAUCUUGAGGAUUUCUGGAAGGAUGCCGAACCAAGGUUUUAAUGAGCUUGAUAGGCUGAGACACAGGAGUCCUAGUCCUAUGGCUUCUUCAAAUCUUAUGUCAAAUGUUGCUGGAGCAGGAGGGCUGGGUGGUGGUUGGAAUGGACUUCCCCAGGAGAGGUUAAGUGGACCCCCCGGAAUGUCAAUGGAUUGGCAAGGUGCACCAGCAAGCCCUAGUUCCUAUACCGUGAAGAAGAUAUUGCGACUAGACAUCCCAGUUGAUACUUACCCCAAUUUCAAUUUCGUAGGACGACUUCUUGGCCCCCGAGGAAAUUCACUGAAGCGUGUGGAAGUCACUACAGGAUGCCGUGUAUAUAUUAGGGGAAAAGGUUCUAUAAAAGACCCAGACAAGGAGGAAAAAUUGCGAGGUAGACCAGGUUAUGAACAUCUGAAUGAACAACUCCAUAUUUUGAUUGAGGCUGAUCUACCUGCCAACAUCAUUGAUAUUAGACUCCGCCAGGCUCAAGAGAUCAUAGGAGAACUGCUUAAGCCUGUGGAUGAAUCACAAGAUUAUAUUAAGAGACAACAAUUGCGGGAAUUAGCAUUACUGAAUUCUAAUUUCCGUGAAGAGAGUCCUGGACCAAGUGGCAGCGUGUCGCCUUUCAAUUCCAGUGGAAUGAAGCGUCCCAAGACUGGCCAUUACAAAUGCUGAUCCUGAUUAUGUAUAACUUCUUGUUGAGGACGUUCCGUCUUUUUAUUCGCAGGGUCGUGCGUCUCUCUGCUUGGCUCGCUAUUACCAAACAUAUAUAUAGAUGUGACAUUGAAGAUUGGGCUGUGGUCUCGUUGCAUGUUGGGCUUUUACUAUGUCUUUAAAUCUGAGAUAGCCAUAUGGUGGGUGGCAGGGUGGGGUGAGUGCAAAGGGGGAGAGAUAAAACAAAAUAUGUUCUUUAUACAGUUUACCUGAUUGAAUUUAUAUGGUUGGUCGGUCGGUGUCUGGAGCUGGAGUUUUCGUGUGAGUUCUUGUGCACUUUGAUUCUUUGAAUUUAUUUGUGAUGUUAGUGAACUCUUAUUGUUUUAGUGUGAAAUAUCAUAGCCUUAUUGCUAUUGUUAUAUUAGUUCAUUGUAGAAAGGUUAUUCGUUUGAAGCAAGCUUUGUAGCAGAAAUACCUUCUGCCUUGUCUAUUAUAUUUUGUUAGAAGUGAUGAACUUGAAAGUUGAAAUGAAUGGUCAACUAUUUUUUGAACUGUGGAGGCAGUGGAGCCAUUGUUUAGUGUUUUCUGCAU
Molecule: messenger RNA, 1650 nt
Organism: Cuscuta europaea
Lineage: Eukaryota; Viridiplantae; Streptophyta; Magnoliopsida; Solanales; Convolvulaceae
Source: the annotation of a GenBank genome assembly